GAUUUUUAAUUAGUCUAUGGUCUAUUAAAUGAGUGGAAAAUCGCGGUGAUCAAGAUCGACUUUAGUUUUUAUUUUAAAUUUACAAUUUUUAUAAAUACUGUUAAAUAUUUCUGCUGAAUGAGUUUUAUUUGAAGCUAUAAACGAUGCCUCUGGCCAAUGCGACGGACCCAUGGCGAAUGCAGAGUGGAGAUGUCACUCGUGGCAUUACAUCACAGACUACAAACAGUCUUCCAAUGGUUGUUGAAAAUGCAGCGGAGUCACGGCAGGCAUCAACAACUGAAAGUCUUGAGUCCAAUGCAUCCAUAAGUGAUCAAAACUAUGAACAGGAAGUUGAGCUACAGGAUGUGGUUAAAGAAGGCCAUGAGAAAGCAGAUCCCUCUCAGUUUGAAUUACUCAAAGUCCUUGGUGAAGGUUCCUUUGGCAAAGUUUUCCUAGUACGAAAAGUCAGUGGUCCAGAUACUGGUACUCUUUAUGCUAUGAAGGUAUUAAAAAAGGCAACACUGAAAGUUAGAGACAGAGAACGCACAAAAAUGGAAAGAAAUAUUUUAGUUGAAAUGGGGCAUCCAUUCAUUGUUAAAUUACACUAUGCAUUUCAAACUGCAGGCAAAUUGUAUUUAAUAUUAGAUUUCUUGCGGGGAGGUGAUCUAUUUUCACGAUUAAGUAAAGAGGUGAUGUUCACAGAGGAAGAUGUUAAGUUUUACUUAGCUGAGCUAGCGUUAGCAUUAGAACAUGUGCAUAAGUUGGGAAUUAUAUACAGGGAUCUCAAGCCAGAGAAUAUAUUAUUAGAUGCGGAUGGGCAUAUUGCCCUGACUGACUUUGGUCUAUCCAAAUUGCCCCCUAGCGAUAAAGCCUACAGCUUCUGUGGCACUGUGGAGUAUAUGGCACCCGAGGUUGUUAAUAGGAAAGGACAUACAAUGGCUGCUGAUUGGUGGUCAUUUGGAGUUCUUAUGUUUGAGAUGUUGACUGGAAAUCUUCCCUUCCAUGGCUCAACAAGGCAUGAAACUAUGACACAAAUACUUAAAGCAAAACUUGGUAUGCCGUCUAAUUUAAGUGAGGAAGCACAAUCACUGCUUCGGGCUCUGUUCAAAAGAAAUCCACAUAACAGAUUGGGAGCUGGACCCAAUGGCAUUGAGGAUAUAAAGGAUCAUGAGUUCUUUGCAAACAUAGAUUUUGAUGCAUUGCUAAGAAAAGAGGUGGUGCCGCCGUUCCGGCCGGCGGUGUCGCGCGCGGACGACGCGUUCUACUUCGACUCGGAGUUCACGUGCCGAACGCCGCGCGACUCGCCCGGCGUGCCCGCCUCAGCCAAUGCACACGAACUAUUUAGGGGUUUCAGUUUCGUAGCACCGUGUCUACUAAAUGACGACAAUAACAAAACAGUGACAAAUCAAAAUCAGAACCAUGUAGCUCAAACCAAAACCUCUACCGAAGAAUUCUGGUCAGGAUUCGUAAAUAGAAACAAUUUCUUUGAUGAAUACAGAUUAAUGGGUGAAUUAGGCACAGGAUCGUUUUCUGUAGUCCGACUGUGUGAGCACAAGACAUCGCGCACACAGUACGCCGUUAAAAUAAUGGACAAGCUGCAAUACGAUCCAAGGGAAGAAAUCGAAAUUCUUUUAAGAUACAGCCAACAUCCUCACAUAAUAACCCUCCGUGGAGUUUACGAGGAAGGCGGUCGGAUACUGGCAGUGACUGAGCUGUGUCGAGGCGGUGAACUAUUGGAGUACAUCACGCAGCGGCGCUACUUGUCCGAGCGAGAGGCCGCGCCCAUACUGCGCAAUGUACUGCACGCCGUGCAUUAUCUGCAUCGCCACACUGUUGUGCACAGGGACAUAAAGCCGUCGAACAUCCUAUUCGCGACGGCGGAAAGGCGCGCGGCCGACGUGAGGCUGGUGGACUUCGGGCUGGCGAAGCAGUUGCGCGCGGAGAACGGCCUCCUCAUGACACCGUGCUACACGGCCAACUUCGUGGCGCCCGAGGUGCUCAAGCGAGCGGGCUACGACGCCGCUUGCGACAUCUGGAGCUUAGGUGUAUUGGCGUAUAUCAUGCUCUCCGGCAGAACGCCUUUUGCGUCCACUGGGGAUGACACGCCUGAAGCUAUUUUAGCCAGGAUCGAGUCUGGCAAGGUGGAGACAUCAAGCGGCGCGUGGCGGAACGUUUCGGCGGAAGCGCGCGCGUGCGUGCGGCGCAUGCUGCAGCUGGAGCCGGCGAUGAGGCCGCGCGCGCACGAGCUGCUGCGCGAGCCGUGGAUCAGCCGCGACGACCCCGAGCCCGUCGCCGCGCCGCGCGCGCCCCCGCCCGACGACGAGCCUCCCCAGCAGGACCUGAGGCGUGCGGUGGACCUCACAUUCCAGGCUAUGACUUCUGCACCAAUGACACCUCACAUACUGGGCCCGGUCACACAAUCGACUCUUGCGCAGCGUCGUAUCAAACCGCAACGCCGGUUCCCGCCUACGCAAGUGUAAAGACAGGUAUACAGGAAAUUGUAGCGACUCUCCUUUCCCUUGACACUUGGCAGUUGAUUGCUGAACAUUUACAUCAGACAUCGUAGGUUUCAAGUUAUUAAUAAACAAGACACAGGAGUUACAUACGCCAACUUUGCCAAUGUAUGGAGAAGUCAAGAGAUGAUCUGAUUUGAGAUCUCACCCGCUAUUUUAUCUCUGUGUGUCAAAAGUACGAUUUUAGCCCUUAAUUUAAAGGUGAACCGUACUUUUGACAUGACAUGACAGUUGACAGAUAGA
Molecule: messenger RNA, 2735 nt
Organism: Maniola jurtina (meadow brown)
Lineage: Eukaryota; Metazoa; Arthropoda; Insecta; Lepidoptera; Nymphalidae
Gene: S6kII
Product: ribosomal protein S6 kinase 2 beta
Exons: 14
Coding region: 144-2459 (771 amino acids)
Biological process (GO): intracellular signal transduction; protein phosphorylation
Molecular function (GO): ribosomal protein S6 kinase activity; magnesium ion binding; ATP binding
Source: RefSeq, a predicted model, not a curated record